AUGGAUCUUCUACCAUUAAGCCACACAGAGUUUAGUCAGCCUGAUUACUGGAACCGUUUCUUUCAGAAACGAGGCAAGAUACCAUUUGAAUGGUAUGGAGAGUAUCCGCAGCUGCACACUGUCAUCCACAAGUACAUCACGCCAGCAAACCUAGUGUUGAUUGUGGGCUGUGGAAACUCAGCUCUCAGCGAAAACAUGUAUGAUAACGGCCUGCAGCAUCUCUUCAACAUAGACAUUAGUGACAUUGUUAUCCAGCAGAUGACAGACAGACAUAAAAGCAAGCGACCUAAGAUGGUAUUUCACAAAAUGGAUGUUACAGAAAUGACAUAUCCAGAUGAAUACUUCAAUGCUGUCCUGGACAAAGGCACUCUUGAUGCUCUAUUGGUCAGUGAGGAUGCAGACGUGGUGGCCAAUGUACAGGCCAUGUUUGGUCAGAUCGCCAGAUGUUUAAAGCUAGGGGGCAGAUAUAUCAUCAUCUCACUGCUGCAGGAUCACGUUCAGAAGGUCUUGUUGAACUUCUUCACUCACCUAGGAUGGCCAAUCAGGAUACACAGAAUAUACAUGGAGCCAGAUGUGAGAGAUCGCUCAUCGUUAUCCUUGCCAGUGUUUGCUGUUGUGGUCACAAAGUUCAGGUCCUUGCCAAACAUGCCUCAAAUUGUUGAAGUUUGUAGGUUUGAAGACAGAAUUGACCGGCUGGAGGACAUCAAAUACUUGUCAGCCAUUGUGAAAGAUAUGCAGUACUACCACAUUGUGCGACAACAGCUCCUCAACAGGUUACCAGAUGACCAGCAGGUGUCGCUAGAACUCCACACACGAGGCUCAGAUAUCCCACGAUACAACCUGACAGUGGUUGAUUCUCCUCACAGGGUGGAAAACAAGUUUGCUAUCUUCAUUGUACCUCAGGGAAGUGCAGGAUUUCAGCGAUUGGUUGUUGUUACGUUAAGUAGGGGACAUAGCUAUGAAAAUCUUGAAGCAAUCAAGGCAGAGUUGUCCAGCAGAGUCAUGGAGUUAGCCCCAAAAGACUGCUCUGUGAAAGCUCAGAUUCCAUUUUUAUCAAUUGGUGAGGACAUAGGCAAACGAUUUCCUGUCGCUCAGGGUCGCAGUGACACAAGUGGAGAUUAUUUGAUCGAAGAUGUCGAGUUAAAUGGUGGUCAGCUGUUUAGAAGAUUAGUGUUUUUGUCCAACAAAAAUGUGGUCCAGUCAGAAGCUCGCAUGACACAUGCCCGUGAUAAGAAAAAGAGAAAGAACAGGUUUGAAGGCUCUCCAGGAAAACUCCGGGUGGAUAAAGGAUACCUGCACAGUGAUUACCUGAUAGCUAUGGUUGGAGGGUUUGGGUUUGUGCCUCGUCUAGACUGUCCCCUGUCGUGUGUGCUGGUAGGACUUGGUGGUGGCAGCUUUCCAAGCUUUGUUCACAGUGUGUUUCCACAGGUGAAUUUAGAUGCUGUUGAACUGGAUCCUUCGGUUGUGGAUAUAGCACAAAACUGGUUUGACCUUACACCUGAUGAAAGGUUAAAAGUUCACAUUGCAGACGGACUUGACUUCAUUAGGAAACUUGUUUCUGCUGGUGAGAACCGAGAUGUAGUUGUGCUUGAUGUUGACAGUAAGGACCACUCUGUCGGGCUCAACUGUCCGCCGUUAGCUUUUGUAGAGCCUGAGUUCCUGACCACCAUUUCAAGGUUACUUUCCGACGAUGGCAUUUUCAUCUUGAAUCUGGCCAGUAGAGAUGAAAGCAUCAAAGAAGACAUCAUGCAGCGCGUCUGCUCCACUUUCCUAACUUGUGCAUCCAUCGCUCUCCAAGAAGACAUCAACACGGUGGUGUUUGCCAGCAAUAAGUCGACUGACAGUCCAUGCUUCGACCCCAGUACCUUCACACACCAGUGCUGCACCAUAGAUGAGAUGAUCAAGUCCACAUGGAAAGACACCAAUGUGGAAGUUGAAGACAUGAUGUCUACCUUGAAAUUUGUUGACAGAUCUGAGAAUGUUUCUGGAUUUUAG
Molecule: messenger RNA, 1995 nt
Organism: Candidula unifasciata
Lineage: Eukaryota; Metazoa; Mollusca; Gastropoda; Stylommatophora; Geomitridae
Source: the annotation of a GenBank genome assembly